AUGAAGUCAAUCCUCAUUGUCGGGGUGCCACUGGAGCUCAAGGCGGUGCAAUCCUCCGUCACCUUUCCAGCACCGGACAAUACAAUAUCACAGCCUUCACCCGCAAUCGCUGUUAGUGACGCCGCAACUGGCUAUGACACCAAAGCAUUUCUUGCUGCGGCCUCGGAGUUUGAUUGCGUUCUGGUAAACACAGACGGAUUCGCGCUUGGAGAGCAAGCCGAGAUCUAUUGGGGUAUCCGACUCUUUGAGUUGUCUGCUAGGGCUGGAGUCAAGCACUUCGUUUACAGUGGUCUCGAUUCGGUUGGACCCAAGACCAACUAUGAUCCUGACCUCUAUGUUGGCCACUAUCAAGGCAAGGCUAGAAUCCAAGAUUGGAUCCAUGCCCAGAAAGACGUGAAAAUGCAGUGGACUAUAAUUAGAUCGGGCCCCUACAUGGAACUCCUCUCUGCAGUUAUGUCACCCGCCAUUGAAGAGGGCGGCUCUCUCACCUUCCAGCUUCCUCUCGACAAAGGUUCUAUCCCUUUUAUUCACCUCGGCGACUUUGGCAAAUACGUCGACUGGGCCCUCCAGAACCCUGAGGAGUCAAACCAUUUAGACUUCGGCAUUGCCACUGUUCUCGCAACCGGCGAUGAUAUCGCCAAAGCUUCUGAGAAGGUCAGCGGGAAAACAAGUCGCUUCGCCAACGUUCCCAUUGAUAUUUGGAACUCUGUUGCUUGGAAGGCACUACCAAACGGUCCCGAUACAAAGAUCGGCUUCCAGUCUGUCAAGGAUGACAGCGGAUUGCUUAUGACGUACGGGGAGAACUUCAAGAACUGGUGGAACCUCUACAAGGCUAGUCCCAGCGAUAACUCUGGAUUGAUCCAGAGGGACUUUGAGUUUCUGGAUAGAAUCGUGCCGGAUCGUCUCAAGAGUGUCGAGGAGUGGAUGAAGAAGGUUCAGUAUACCGGUGAUAAGCAAGACCUCCUGAAUCUUGAGGCUCAUACUAAGUAA
Fusarium fujikuroi IMI 58289 is the source of this 990-nucleotide messenger RNA. RefSeq lists its product as uncharacterized. The record is from RefSeq and is a predicted model, not a curated record. Lineage: Eukaryota; Fungi; Ascomycota; Sordariomycetes; Hypocreales; Nectriaceae. The transcript is spliced from 3 exons. The coding region runs from base 1 to 990 and encodes 329 amino acids.